AUAUGGAGUUUUAAUUGACCUUUUCCUUUGCUUUCCCUUGCGAUUUAAUAAUCAAAUUUGUUAGUCUAUGGUCUAAGCCUAAAUAUAUAUGCGCCCUAGUGCAUAUGUUAGAUUUUAUGCAUGUCCACUUGGCUAGAUUUCUUAGGUAAUCCAUAGGGAUUGCUUACGAGUUUUAAAUAUAAAGUUAAGUUUGAAAAAUUAUUACACAAAAAAUAUGGAAAGAGAUAAUAUAAAUUAUCUUGCGCUACAUGGAAUUAUGAUAAAUGUAUGGUCACAAUGGAGCAGAUUAGCAAUCAAAAUCGAAUUACUAUUUGGGAGAGGAUGAAAUAAAAUUGAUAUACAUAUUAUUUACUAUGUUAUGAAAGAUUAGCCGCAAACGUUGAAAAAUAUAAAAGAUGUGGGGCCCGCUGCACUAUUUGCACAGUGAAUUUCUCUUCUAUAUAAACGAUCGUUUCGAUCGAUUGUAAACACACCAUCCUUCUCUUUCAAUAACACAUCAUCUCUUCUUAUCAGUAUUAUCUUCUUCGUACGGAUAUAAAAUUUUGCUUUAUUUAAAUUCCUGCGAUAUAAUAAAAUUCCAGUUCUUUUCAUAACACGUUAUCAGCACGAUCACUCUGCGAUUCGAAUUACAAAUGGCAAACAUCGAGAAACUCCAGUUCCCGGCCCUGAAAAUAACUGGCGAAAAUUACGUCGGGUGGGUCACAAACGUGAAACCAUAUCUGGUGAUGAAAAAGAUAACCGAAACAAUUGUAAUCGGUAACAAAUCACCACCCGAACAUAUAGCCGAAGCGAUAAUCUUCCUGAAGAAGCAUUUAGAUGAAAGUCUAACGCACGACUAUGCAAACGUCGAGGACCCAGCUGAACUGUGGCAAACUUUAAAAGAAAGAUUCGAUAACCAGAGACAAAUCAACCUUCCUCACGCUCUAGAAGAGUGGAAAAAUCUGAGGUUCCAAGAUUUUCAAAAGGUUGAGGAUUACAAUUCCGCUAUCCUGCGGAUAGUUGCACUCCUGAAGUAUUGUGGUAAUCCUGUCUCUGAGGCAGAAAUGAUGAAUAAAACAUACAUCACUUUCCACAAACAGCUUCACUUCUUACCCGAAAUUUACAGAAAAUGCGGGUACACGAGAUUUUCUGAAUUGAUGGUUGCGCUCAUGUUAGCUGAAAAGAACAAUGAACUCUUAAUCAAAAACCACAAUUCCCGGCCUACGGGAGCCAAAGCAUUCCCUGAAGUGAAUGCUACGGCGAUAGAAAAUUCGGAAAGAAGAAACCAUACCAAUCGAGGUCAUGGCCGCCGUUUCAACAACAAACGUGGAAAAACUUACAAUCCCAAAUGGAGGGGAUCUAAUAAGUGGGUUAGACCCGGGCAAGUUUCCAGGGGUAAAGAAACUCAAGAGGAUACCACCCAGAAGCGUGAGACAGUGUGUUACAGAUGUGGUUGUAAAGGACAUUGGUCCCGUACCUGUCGUACUCCUUCACAUCUCUGUAAGUUAUAUCAAGAGUCCACGAAAGGAAAGGCUAAAGAGGUGAACCUCACGGAAAAUGUUGAAGGGACCUCAUACCUUGAAUCCUCCGACUUCGCUAAUGAGCUGGACUAGAUUACUCCUGAAGAGAAUCGAAAUGCCUAUGAUAAGAGUAUUGAAUAGUUUUCAGUAU
Molecule: messenger RNA, 1650 nt
Organism: Brassica napus (rape)
Lineage: Eukaryota; Viridiplantae; Streptophyta; Magnoliopsida; Brassicales; Brassicaceae
Exons: 2
Coding region: 633-1592 (319 amino acids)
Molecular function (GO): zinc ion binding; nucleic acid binding
Source: RefSeq, a predicted model, not a curated record